UGGCCGCAAGCAACGAAGCAACCACACCACACAACGCACGGUUUCUUCUGCUGCACCGGUGGUGCUGGUGCAAGUUUUGCUGACAUUUUCCUUGUUCCGCUGCCUAUUCGUUUCUUGUCUCUCCUCGCUCACCUCUUCUUUCCUUCGACCGCAACCAUGUCCCGCCCAAAGGUCUACUUUGACGUCACCGCCAACGGCUCCCCCGUUGGCCGCGUUGUCUUUGAGCUCCGCGACGAUGUCGUCCCCAAGACGGCCGAGAACUUCCGCGCCCUCUGCACUGGCGAGAAGGGCUUUGGCUUCAAGGGCAGCAGCUUCCACCGCAUCAUCCCCGGCUUCAUGUGCCAGGGUGGCGACUUCACCCGCGGCAACGGCACUGGUGGCAAGUCCAUCUACGGCGAGAAGUUUGCCGAUGAGAACUUCACCCUGAAGCACACUGGCCCCGGUAUCCUCUCCAUGGCCAACGCCGGCCCCAACACCAACGGCUCCCAGUUCUUCAUCUGCACCGAGAAGACCGGCUGGCUCGACGGCAAGCACGUCGUCUUCGGCAGCGUCGUUGAUGGCAUGGACGUCGUCCGCAAGAUGGAGGCUCUCGGCAGCCAGUCUGGCAAGACCAGCAAGACCGUGACCAUUGCCGACUGCGGCCAGCUCUAAGCUGCGUCAUGGCGCCCCCUCUCUCUCUCUCUCCUCCACUCAUCCACAUUUGACUCAACUUUCUUUUUCUCUCCCCCUUUUCCUUCGCUUCGUCGACAUGCUUCCGUGUGUCGUGUGUGCGUUGGCGUCGUAACCAAGUUGUCCUUCGUGUUGUGGUGACGGCAGCACACUGGUGCACCUGUGCCUCGUGCUGUUUGCUCUUUUCUUGCACAACCCCACGCAUGUGUGUUUGUGUGUGUGCGUGGACUUGACAACCUCUUCGUGUUGGGUCUCGCACCACCUCACCCUGUGUGGCCAUUGUUGCUUGCAUUUGCUGCAACAUUGUUGUUGUUUGUUCUCAUCAAUAAUGGACCAGCAAACGCAUCCGCCUCGCCCUGCUCAAACAAAGCGUCCUGUCUGUCGAGUGGAGGGCCAGAGAGAGAG
Molecule: messenger RNA, 1074 nt
Organism: Salpingoeca rosetta
Lineage: Eukaryota; Choanoflagellata; Craspedida; Salpingoecidae
Product: cyclophilin
Exons: 5
Coding region: 157-651 (164 amino acids)
Biological process (GO): protein folding; protein peptidyl-prolyl isomerization
Cellular component (GO): intracellular membrane-bounded organelle
Molecular function (GO): peptidyl-prolyl cis-trans isomerase activity
Source: RefSeq, a predicted model, not a curated record